AUGCAACCUUAUCUUCUUGCAGCUCUCUUUGCACUCCGAGCCGUUGCGCUCCCGCAAUCGGCAGACGAGCAGCCGUCCACUGAGCUCAGCGGCGUCGUGGUCGAAGACGGCGUCGAACUCGACAGCAACUUCAUCACGGAGCCCUUUUUCGAGAUUCUCUCCAACUACACCGAACAGCUAGGCAACCUUUCCGCACCAGCGGAGCAGAAGCUGGCUGAGCGUCAGAGCCCCAACGACCCUGCGACCGUCACCGCGGAAGCGGCUGCCAAGAUGAAAGCACCUGGUGGCGGUAAAGACGGCCUCUUUUACCGCGGCGACUCUCGCCCGCCGUCCGUCAUUUUCAGCAGCGGUUUCACACCGCAGGGCAGUGACAUGAGUCUGCGCAACCACCUCAGCUUCGCGGGCAACUCGGGACUCGUGUCGCUCAGCCGCGACCCGCAGACGGCCCAGUCGUACGCCCUAGGACGCAGCGCCGACAAGGCCCAAAAGGGCUACAUCUAUGUCGUAGCGGCCAAGGACGUCCCCAACGGAUACUGGGUGCCUGGUCUCUACAAUCCGGACAAGAACCCCGCGGUCCGCCGCAACCAAGAGUUUGCCGUGGCCGGCUCUGUUCCCGCGGAGAGCAUCUCUCACGCAUACGAGGUGACGGCCGACAAGCCGUCCGCCAAGGGCCAGAAGAUCAAGAACAACGCCUACUCGCUUACGUCCUCCCUUUCCUGCUUUUCCAAGAAGCGCGCUCUCUGUGACCCGGCCAAGUACACGGAAACGACAACGUCAGGUCGCAAGACAAGGGCCAAGGUGGCCAAGUCCUUCCGUGUCAGCGGUCGAGCCGGCGCAGCCGUGGCAUUCUCUGUGCUAUCCCCCUACGCGCACGACGUGCUGGAUCUGCUCAAGUCGUGGGACCACCCCAUCGGCCAUGCCGUCAACUGGUUCGACAACGCCAUGGCCAGCCUGCAGGAGUCCAUCGGUGGGCCUCAAGUUCCCGAAAUCUACGGCAACACGCUCAAGCUGCGUUUCAUCUGCUGGAUACGCGGCGAGCAGCGGUGGAAGAACGCCGUCGACUAUGCCUGUGACAGGCUCAGGAAGGCAAACGAGCCCCAGCCCGACAACCAAAGCAAGAGAAUCAAGAGCGUCAACGAUGUUCUCAACGCCUGCGAGACCCUGGAGCAGCCCAGCACAGCGCUGGAAACCGAGCAGUUAAAGGAUGAGCUGGUGGAACGCUGCGAAGAGUUCCGCGAGCAGGCGCAAGCUCAAGAUACCGCAGCUGCUUAA
Messenger RNA from Akanthomyces muscarius, 1272 nucleotides. RefSeq lists its product as uncharacterized. The transcript is spliced from 2 exons. Lineage: Eukaryota; Fungi; Ascomycota; Sordariomycetes; Hypocreales; Cordycipitaceae. The record is from RefSeq and is a predicted model, not a curated record. Bases 1 to 1272 code for a protein of 423 amino acids.